Cryphonectria parasitica EP155 is the source of this 2905-nucleotide messenger RNA. RefSeq lists its product as uncharacterized. The coding region runs from base 191 to 1894 and encodes 567 amino acids. The transcript is spliced from 3 exons. NCBI's taxonomy places the organism in Eukaryota, Fungi, Ascomycota, Sordariomycetes, Diaporthales, Cryphonectriaceae. Gene Ontology annotation, cellular component: mitochondrion. Gene Ontology annotation, molecular function: 2-methylcitrate dehydratase activity; 2 iron, 2 sulfur cluster binding. The record is from RefSeq and is a predicted model, not a curated record.
GCCGUUGGAGCGUUUAGCCUCGGGAAUCAAUGGCUGAGCACUAUCUACGUAUUAAUUCGACACCCUCCUCGGCUCAUGGGGUAGCUUGGGUAGCUUCAGCACCUGCUGUACUAGAGUGUCCAUUCCCCUCCCCCCAACUUUGAUACCCUCACACAAUCUCUCCAUUCCCCUCCAAGAAGAUCAAGACACCAUGUCGGCCGUCAAUCGUGCUCUGUCGAGAUCACUACGCCUCCAGAACGCUAAUUACGCGGCAUCUCGUCAGGCUGUACGGUCAGUCUCGCUUCUGGGCAGUGGAGCAUCGUCAUCAUCAUCACCGACCUCGGGAUUCAGCGCCGCCCCUCGAAGCCUCUCCCGAACAACAACAUCCCGCUUCCACACCAUGGCUUCUCUGCAGUCCGCCGCCGCCACUACUCCCAAGCCCUCUGAGGGCGUGGGCUAUGAUCCAGAGAUCAAGGACAUCGCCAAUUACAUCCACAGUUACUCGGUCGACUCUGACCUCGCCUUCGACACGGCCCGCUUCGUCUUCCUCGACACCAUCGGCUGUGGCCUCGAGGGCCUGCGCUUCAAGGAGUGCACCAAGCUGCUGGGCCCUAUCGUGCCCGGCACCGUCGUGCCCAAUGGCACCAAGGUCUUUGGCACCCCCUUCCAGCUCGACCCCGUCAAUGGCGCCUUCAACAUCGGCGCCAUGAUCCGCUGGCUGGACUACAACGACUGCUGGCUCGCCGCCGAGUGGGGCCACCCUUCUGACAACCUGGGCGCCAUCCUGGCUGUCGCCGACUGGGUGAAUCGGACCAACAAGGCCGGCGGGAACCUCGCAGGCGGCAAGAUCUUCACGGUGCGGGAUGUGUUGGAGGGCAUGAUCAAGGCCCACGAGAUCCAGGGGUGUCUGGCCCUGGAGAACUCGUUCAACAAGGUCGGUCUGGACCACGUCGUGCUGGUCAAGGUCGCCAGCACCGCCGUCGUCUCCGGCAUGCUGGGCCUGAGCGAGAAGCAGACCGCCGACGCCAUCACCCAGGCCUGGGUCGACGGUCAGUCCCUGCGCACCUACCGCCACUCGCCCAACACCAUGUCGCGCAAGUCGUGGGCUGCCGGCGAUGCCUGCCAGCGCGCCGUCAACCUCGUGCUCAAGGUCAUCAAGGGCGAGUCGGGCGUGCCCACCGUGCUGUCCGCGCCCGUGUGGGGCUUCUACGACGUGCUGUUCAAGGGCAAGAAGUUUGAGUUCCAGAGGCCCUACGGCAGCUACGUGAUGGAGAAUGUUCUCUUCAAGGUCUCGUAUCCAGCCGAGUUCCACUCGCAGACCGCCAUCGAGGCGUCCCAGAAGAUCUUCAACACCCUCAAGGCCCAGGGCAAGUCCGCCGCCGACAUCAAGGCCAUCACGAACCGGACCCACGAGGCCUGCGUGCGCAUCAUCGACAAGCAAUUCAAGCCCAUGGACAACUUCGCCGACCGCGACCACUGCGUGCAGUACAUGUGCGCCGUCAUGCUCGUCUUUGGCCGCCUGCAGGCCACCGACUACACCGACGGCAGCGAGGCCGCCACAUCCCCCCUGGUCGAGUCCCUGCGCCAGAAGAUCAAGUGCGUCGAGGACCCGGCCUUUACCAAGGACUACCAUGACCCGGCGCUGCGCACCAUCAGCAACGCCCUGACUGUCGAGCUGAACGACGGCACCGUGCUGGAGGAGGUCGUCGUCGAGGCCCCGCUCGGCCACAGGCUGCGCCGUGAGGAGGCCAAGCCCGAGAUCAUGGCCAAGUUCAAGAGGCACCUGGAGCCUCACUACAGCGCCGACAAGGUGAAGCAGCUGGUGGACCUGGGCGCCGACAGGCAGAAACUUGAGGGCUUGGCGGUCGACGAGUACGUUGACCUGUACGUGGUCGACAAGAGCGAGUUCCUGUAAAAGCCCUUGGCGAAUGAUGUGAAUGAGAAUCAACAAACCCCCCCCCCCCCCCCAAACAGGAGUCUGUAUUGUAUGUAGACUUGGAGCAGACAAAACAAGAUGAGGAAAAAGGUGUGAUCAAUGAUAGACUAUAGUGUCAGAAGACUGUUCAAAAAGAUUAAAACUUUAUCUGCGCGAGGUCAUGCAUAUAUACUGAACUAUACCAGCUGGAUCAAGAACAAUAAAAUGGAAAGAACCCCUCAUCAUUCGGAAAUUAUCGAAAUAUGCCAAAGAAGACGCCAUCCAACGCCCAUCAUGAAAUCCCUAUAUAAAAAAACCGAAAUGUAUGCCCUACGCAUGAGUAAUACACAUGGCUCUCUCUCUUCUCUUCCCAUCACGGGUACGGCCUUACUCGUCAGCAACAGUGCCCAAUCAGGAGAAUACUCAUCUCGUCUCCUCUAAAAGAUGGAAUUGACAAUGUUGCUGCCAAUACUGGCGCCAGCGCCAAAGAUGGCUGCGUUCCCCAGCUUCUUGCCAAACUUCUUGCCCAUCUCUCCAGCCUUUCCGCCUCCUUGACCCUGCUGCUGCUGCGGCUGUUCGGCCACCGCCAUCGGCGGCACCGAGCUGUUGUACGGGUUCUGCUGCUGUGGGCCGGGCGGCGGCGGGUAUCCACCAUACUGCGGCUGCUGGGGACCAGUGUAGGCGUGCUGCUGCUGCUGGCCCCGGUAGUAGGACACGCCGCCCGCCUUCUCGCCGAUGCCACCCUUGUUGCCAUGGUCAGGCACCACCUCGACAUAGGUCCGCGGGAAGAUGCCCUCCUGCAGGGUGCGCUCGUUGCGGCCCAUCCACCAGUCGGCGUUCAUGUACUCGUAGACGGCAACUUGGUCGUUGCGGUCGAGAGACACGUCGCGGCCGUCGGUCGCGGCAUAGUGGUAGAGUGCGCGUGCCCGGGCAAUGACGGGCUUGCUCGGAGGCGGGGCCGGGGGUCCGCUUUCUCCGUUCUUGUUGCGGUUGGGGAGGGCGGGCGGUUGC